GGGUUCGCCAUGUGAUGUGCUGGGCGCGUGGGAAAGACCUGAAAGAUAAAUUUCAGCCCUGCUGCCCAGGUGAUGGGCAUCGACUAGUGAAGUUUUUCUUUCUCAAAGCACCAAGUGAACAUCAUAAUGAAGCUUCUAUCCGUUCUGGUCGGGCUGGCAGGUCUUGCUGCUGCGAGUCCCAUGGGACUUGCUGAACGUCAACUUUCUGAUGGCAACGAACUGCGCGAGGGCUCUUGCAAGCCCAUUAUUUUCAUCUUUGCCCGAGCAUCUACUGAGCCUGGCCUGCUCGGUAUCUCCACUGGUCCUGCUGUGUGCAACGACCUCAAGAUGGCCAAAGCUGGCCAGGUCCUCUGCCAGGGCGUGGGGCCCGCAUAUACGGCUGAUCUCAUGUCGAAUGCACUCCCAGACAACACUUCCCCGGCUGCCAUCAGCGAGGCGGAGAGUCUCUUCAAGCUGGCUGCUUCGAAGUGCCCUAACAGCCAGAUCCUGGCUGGUGGGUAUAGUCAAGGAACAGCCGUGAUGGACGACUCCAUCAAGCAGCUUUCUGACGACGUCAAGGACAAGAUCAAGGGCGUUGUGCUGUUUGGUUACACCCGCAAUGCCCAGGAGGGAGGUCAAAUCGGCAACUUCCCCAAGGACAAGGUCAAGAUCUACUGUGCCAUGGGUGAUAUGGUCUGCGAUGGUACCCUUAUCGUCACCGCCGCACAUUUCACCUAUGUCAUGAACACGGGUGAAGCUUCUCAGUGGCUGGAAUCUAAGCUCAGCGACACCACCACUUCUUCGAGUGCCGGGGUGGACUCAGAACACUUACUUGGGUAUAAUGAGCCUACUGGAGAUUUCUGGCCCUGUCUUGUGUCCGUCUCAGUGGUUGAGAUUUCUUGCCGUGUGACUAGCCACAUCAAGGAAGCGAAGUAG
Molecule: messenger RNA, 915 nt
Organism: Aspergillus piperis CBS 112811
Lineage: Eukaryota; Fungi; Ascomycota; Eurotiomycetes; Eurotiales; Aspergillaceae
Product: cutinase family protein
Exons: 5
Coding region: 127-915 (262 amino acids)
Biological process (GO): carbohydrate catabolic process
Cellular component (GO): extracellular region
Molecular function (GO): cutinase activity
Source: RefSeq, a predicted model, not a curated record